This is a messenger RNA of Ilex paraguariensis (yerba mate), 528 nucleotides long. The record is from the annotation of a GenBank genome assembly. NCBI's taxonomy places the organism in Eukaryota, Viridiplantae, Streptophyta, Magnoliopsida, Aquifoliales, Aquifoliaceae.
AUGGCAAAAGGUUGUCAUCAUUUACUAAGGGGUAAGAGGAGAGAGACAAAAUACACUCAUGGAUUCUCUUCAUCGGAGAUGGAGUCAUUAACUAGAGUCUGUGAGGCUCUUUUGCCUCCUCUACCAUUGAAUUCUCUGGAAGGCACUGCAAAGGAUGGCCAAUCCAACAAGGCCAUCGAGUACUUCCAAAUGGCUUCUGGUUCCCAAUAUCCAGUUCCUGAUGAGGUUGCUGAAACAGUAGUGAAGAGGGGUUUUUUUGAAGCAGUGAUGUUGGUGAAAGGGCUGUUACGGGUGCUUUCCAGCAGGCUUGGUACACUAUUGCUUUGUGGGUUUCUUUGUUUUGGUGAUAAAUGGCCAUAUAUUUACAAGUUCUCAGAGAUUUCAUUGGAGAAGAGAGAGAAGAUUCUCCAGUACUGGUUCAGAAAUAGGUUUCUAACACCUGUCAGACUCGGAUUCUUAUUCAUUAAAAUCUUGUGCCUCUAUGUCUUCUUCUCACAGGUACAUAUUAACCCCCUUUCUCUGACCUAA